UGGACUGGAAAGACAAGUAUUUGACUUCCUUGGAUUCCAGUGGGCACCAAUCAUCACUAAUUUUGUGCACAUUAUUGCUGUUAUUCUUGGAACAUUUGGAGCUGCACAAUUUCGGCUGAAAUAUAUCAUAGGAUAUGCAACCUGGUUGGUCUUGUGGAUUACCUGGAAUGUGUUUGUUAUCUGCUUCUACCUUGAGGUGGGGGACCUUUCAAAGGUCCGAGACCUCAUUAUGACCUUCAACAUUUCCAUGCAUCGCUCAUGGUGGAUGGAAAAUGGGCCGGGGUGUAUAGUGACGUCAGUAACGCCAACUCCUGACUGGGCACCAGAGCAUCACCGUUACAUCACUGUUUCCAAAUGUUUACUGGACUACCAAUAUGUAGAAGUGGCACACAGUUCACUGCAAAUCAUUCUGUCUCUUGCUGGUUUUAUCUAUGCCUGCUAUGCUGUGAAGCUCAUAACUGAAGAAGAGGAUAGCUUUGAUUUCAUUGGUGGCUUUGAUGCUUACGGUUAUCAGGGUCCACAGAAGGCAUCCCAUUUACAGCUGCAGCCUAUGUAUAUUAUUCUGGAGCAAGAACUUCGUCUUUCAUCCAUGGGGCCCUACACAAACCACCAGCUAGACUCCAUUAACAAAGAGAAGUCGGACACACUCUCCCAUAUGGGAAUGACACACAUUUCAGAAUCUAUGCUUUAAACACUGG
Molecule: messenger RNA, 698 nt
Organism: Protopterus annectens (West African lungfish)
Lineage: Eukaryota; Metazoa; Chordata; Ceratodontiformes; Protopteridae
Gene: NKAIN2
Product: sodium/potassium transporting ATPase interacting 2
Exons: 6
Coding region: 230-691 (153 amino acids)
Biological process (GO): regulation of sodium ion transport
Source: RefSeq, a predicted model, not a curated record